Molecule: messenger RNA, 3132 nt
Organism: Bicyclus anynana (squinting bush brown)
Lineage: Eukaryota; Metazoa; Arthropoda; Insecta; Lepidoptera; Nymphalidae
Gene: Sec8
Product: exocyst complex component 4
Exons: 17
Coding region: 109-2799 (896 amino acids)
Biological process (GO): exocytosis; chemical synaptic transmission; Golgi to plasma membrane transport
Cellular component (GO): exocyst; growth cone membrane; synapse
Source: RefSeq, a predicted model, not a curated record
AACUUAAUUUGUCGUCUGUGCUCUUCAAUUAUUUAUGUUUUUGUGGGAGGAGAAAUUUCGAAAUUAUUUUAUUUAUUUAAUAUAAAAUAAAAUUUCAAUUACUUUAGAAUGUCUUCUCCACCACCUACCAAACCUCCUCGAGGUGUUAAACAGGGUAAAGAGACGAGUGGACUGCUCAUGUCAGUGAUCCGUACUUUGUCAGCGAGUGAGACAAAUGAGCAGAGGGAGAAAGAGAGAGCUAAACUGGAGAAGGAGUAUAAGAAGAGUGAUGCAAGACUUGAUGAGCUUGUAGCGGCUCAUGCUCAGGAGAUGACGGAUGUUAUGCAAAAGUUCAGUGCGGUGAGCGCGGCGCUGGGCGCGUGGGGGCAGCACUGCGCGGCGGCGGAGGCGCGGCUGGGCGCGUGUCGCGCGCUGCUGCGCGUGCGGCGCGACGACCUGCGCCGGCUGUGGGCCGACGCGCGCACGCACCACCACGCGCUGCGCAUGCUCACCGACAUUGAGCGCGUGGUAGUGUCGGAGCGAGAGGCGCGCGAGCUGACGGCGGCGGGGCGCGUGCUGGCCGCCGCGCACGCGCUGCAGGCGGCGCUGCUGACGGCGCGCACGGAGCUGCCGCACGUGCACGCGCUGUCGGCGACAACUGCGCACCUGGAGGCUAAGAAGAAAGAGCUGGUGGACAUCAUAGUGCGGCGCAUCAGCGAGGCAGUGUACCGCGACGAGCGCGCGCCGCUCAGCCGCAGGGUGUCGGCCAGGAGGCGAACGGCUCUGCUGCUCGCCGAAUUAACAAAGAGCGAGGAAGUGACAGAUGCAUACUUACAAGACAUAACGCCUGAGUUCGAAGCGUCACUUACUGAGGACGACAAAACGUUCGAGACCACCGUCAUGAUAUCGCUGGAGGCUUUGGGGGUCCUGGAGCAGUUGAAAGAGGCUACAGAGAAAUUUAAAGUCCAAAUUCAAAACGAACUGUUAGAGGUAAUAGAUUCGGUGUCCCGACGUAUCAUAGAUGACGUGGAAAUAGAAGCGGACCUCGAGGGUGAAGAGGAUGGAGAAGUGUGUGAUGCGGAAGAAGUGACGGAGAUGGGGAGACCGCUGGCGAGGCUCGUGAGCUGCUUAGCUGAGGAGUUCAAAGCUUGCGGGACGAGGAAUAAACGGUUAUUGCAACUAUGGCGGGCUGCGUUGCAGAAACAUCGCAUAUCGGAGCAAUGUCUCCACACAGAGCAGCACUACUGGAGUGCGGUGCAACAAGUCAUGCAAUUGCUUCUGACGGAGUACCUCGAGAUAGAAAGCGUGAACCUGGCCGCCGUGCGCGCGAGUAGCGUCGCGCCCGACGCAGGCGCUGACCUUCGCCUCGCGGACUACUUCGCCAAGAAGCGUCCACAGCGACGGCGUGACAAACUGUUUAAGCUCACUGCGGCGCCAGUCGCGCCCGACGCAGCGGUGUCGCGCCGGCAGCGCUACCCGCUGGUGUGUCGGCCGCAGCCCGCGCUGCUGCACGCCGUGCUGCCGGCUCUACACGCGCUCUGCGCACAUUUAGAGAGGCCCGGCGGCGGCGAGUGUUCACUGCGGGCAUUCAUAUCGGACUACGUGCGGUGGGGGGAGAGCGAGCGGCUGGCGCGCCACACCCGCGCACUCAUCGACGCCGCCAUGCGCGCGCCGGCCGCGUGGCGCGAGAACUGCCUGCCGCCGGGGGACACCGUGGGGUCGCGGCCCGUGUUCGCGUGCUGCGCGGAGGCGUGGGGCGCGCUGCGGGCGUGCGCGCGCGCGGCGCGGCGCUGCGGUGGCUGCGGCGGCGCGGCGGCGCUGCGCGUGCUGGGCGGCGCGCUGGACGCGCUGCUGCAGCACGCGCGCGCCGCGCACGCGCGCCUGGCGCCCGCCGCGCCCGCGCGCGCCGCCCGCUGGCUGGCCGACGACGACAUCGUGCGCUUCCUGCAGGCGCUGCCCAACUACCGCGCCGCCGUCGACCGCACGCACUACACCGACAAGGAGCUGAAGCAAGCGUACGAGCGCGAGGCUGAGAUUCUGGGCACAAGUCUGGGCGACGGGGAGGUGUCCAAGCGGGAGAUAGUUGCCGACAUCAACACUCUCGUGGAUCUAGCUCUUCUCUGUGAGAGUAUGUAUUGGCUAAGCGCGAAUAUCAAAACGCUGCCGGCUAUCGCGAGCGCCCCGUCUGGUGUGGGCGGCGGGCUGAAGCUGAAUGACAAGUUCACGGCGCACAUAGCCGCCGCCGCGAGCAACUUCGAGAGUGUCGCGCACAAGUGUCUCUUGUUCCUGCACCUGGAGAUGCGUAUCGAGUGCUUUCACUACCUGGGCCAAGAGGAGAAGGUGGAAGGGUCGGAGAGCUCGGAGCAGUCGGGCGGAGCGGGCGGUGCCUCGCGCCUCGCUCACCGCCUGCUGGCCUUCCACGAGCAUGCCUCCACGCUACUGGCAGACUCUGCUUUGGCGUACAUUAUGAGCGGCGUCGGUGAGAUGAUGUCUGCUGCGGUGGUGUGGCGCUGGCAGAGCGAAGCGGGCGCGGCGGGCGCGGGUGGCGGCGCGCGGCUCGCGGCGCUGCGCCACUGCCUCGCCGCGCUGUCGCUGCCGCACGACGGGCUGCACGCCGCGCACGCCUACCUGCACCUGCUGGCGUGCACGCCGGAGGAGAUAAUAACGUCGGUGCGCGAGAAGGGCCCGCAGUUCUCUGAGCUGGAGUACCUGAACGCGUUCAAAGUGAUCGGCGCCCGGCGCGGCCUGUCGCCGACGGACAUGCGCGCGCAGCUGAAGCAGCUGUCCGCCGCGCUCGGACACGUCGGCGUCACUGUUUGAGCUGAUGAACGUGACGGGCGACAGUGAUUGUACCAUCAUCUCGUGGUAGAGGAAACAUCUCGAGCAGGUCCUAGGACUUGUGACUUUGGGUGUAGGUUUAAAGGAUCAUUAAAUGACAUCAAUUUAUGUUACAUUAUGAUAGAUUAUUUAAUAAAUCUGAUUCAUUUAUAAACAUACUUGGAACCUUUUGUAUUCAAAUAAAUGGUAAAUUUAUAAAUUUAUUUUACAUUAUAAAUUAUAAAUGUAAACCUGUAUUAUAGAACAGAAUAAGUAAUAAGAUGUUAUAUUUUAUUUGUACGUAACGUAUUAUUUAAUUAAAUAAUUUAAUUAUUA